CAAUCACCUAUAGCUUCAAAGAACCGGAAAACAUCACAGGCUUCGUUAGUGUCCCUUAGAUACCUUCCAAGAAACAAACGCUUGAACCUAGGAACAGGGUUCUUAUGCUUGGUGAUGUUAAUUAAUUUGUCUAAAAAUAAAUAUAAAAAUAGAAUUUUCUUCAGUUGUCUGACAGCAAAUAAAAAAAAAAAAGCUGAGAACAUGAUGACAUGAAAAUUAGAGUUCAAAUUUAUAUUUAAAAAAAAGGCUUGGGGCCUAUCAGCCGCACCGUUCCUGCACUAGGCUCUAGUCUAUGGAGAGAGAGAGAGAGAAAGAGAUAGCUAAAGAAAAGCAACAGAGACAGAUUCAUCUUCUUUACUCAACUCUGUUCUGUUGUGUCUUUUUGUAGAGAAAAGGCCAAGAACCCAUUUAUACAAACCUGCUAGUUUCUGUAACUGAAAUCAAGAAAAUGAGGCUCUCCGAUACUCGGUAUCAUCAUUGCUUUAUGUAAUUCUGCUUUCUUAUUUGCUGCAAGUUCACUACUUGAAGAUUUUGUUGGUGGGCUCACUGGGUAUUCUCUUCUCCCAUUUGUAAGUUUCAGCUGUGUAUCAAAUUCUUCUAUUACAGUAAAAGAAAUAGAGGCAAACCCAGAUUGUUUUUUCUUUUUUGGAACUUUUCUAUUCCAGUGCUUACCCGCUCAAAUUCCUUGAAUUUUUGUUGCUAGCAAUCAGUCUUUUUUCAGAUUUGUGGGUUUAUAUAGUGAAACCCAUUAAUUCAGUACAGUUUUUAAAAGUAUGGGUUUGUUCCAAUUUAGAUUAUUGUGUUUGUAUCUUUUCCUUGUGUUCAAAACCAGUAUUGCUGGUUCUCAGUAUAUAGGUCAGAUAUAUCCUGGUUUCCAAGCAUCUCAUAUGGAUUGGAUGGAGAAUGGGGGGCUAUUCUUGCGAUCAAAGAACUCAACUUUUGGUUUUGGCUUCUACACUGCCCUUGAUGCUCAAUCUUAUUUACUAGUUAUCAUCCACUUGAAAAGUGCCAAAGUUGUUUGGACUGCUAAUAGAGGUUUGUUGAUCAGUGAUUCUGAUAAGUUUUUGUUUGAAAAAAAUGGAGAUGUUUAUUUGCAACGUGGAGAUGGCGUAGCUUGGUCCGCAGGUACUAAAGGGCAAAGAGUUACUUCUAUGGAACUGAUGGACUCAGGCAACAUGGUGUUGCAUGGGGACAGUGGAAGAAUUCUUUGGCAGAGUUUUAGCUAUCCCACGGAUACGCUUUUACCCGGCCAGGAGUUUGUAGAAGGAAUGAGACUUAAAAGUUUCCCAAACAAAAACACCUUGACUAAUUAUCUUGAAAUUAAGUCUGGUGAUUUGGUCUUGUAUGCAGGAUAUAUAACUCCACAAAUAUACUGGUCCCUGGCAAAUGAAAGCCGGAAAACCAAUAGCAGUGUCAAAGGCAAAGUGCACUAUGCAUCUCUUUUGUCCAAUUCAUGGAAUUUCUAUGAUCAAAACAGAGUCUUGCUUUGGCAGUUCAUAUUCUCUGAUAAUUCUGACCCAUAUGUGAUGUGGGCUUUGAAAUUAGGUGCUGAUGGGGCAAUAGCGUUCUAUAAUCUUGAAAAAGGUAGAUCGGUUGCCCUUGAGGCAACUAAGAUACCACAAGAUUCAUGCAGCAUUCCGGAGCCGUGUGGCAGAUACUAUGUAUGCUAUUUUGACAAUUGGUGUCAAUGCCCAAAUCAACUGAACACUCAGUUUGGUUGCAAACCUCCAGUGGCUUCAUCCUGUAAUGGCUCCAAAAUUUCAGCUGAGCUUUUUUAUGUUGGUGAGAAGCUGGAUUAUUUUGCACUUGCGUUUGUGACACCCUUCUUCAAAUCCAAUUUAAAUGCUUGCAAAGAAGCUUGUCUUGGCAACUGUUCUUGCAUUGUGUUGUUCUUCGAAAAUAGUACCGGAAGCUGCUUUCUAUUUGAUCAGUUAGGGAGUUUGACUCGCAGUCAGGAGGGUUCUUCAGGUUAUAUUUUAUAUAUGAAGGUUUCAAUGGGGGAGCAAAAUUCAGCCAGUGGCAGGAAUGUAGGGAAGGAGGCCUUAUUAAUUGCAAUAAUUGUUAUUGCAACAAUAGUGGCAAUUGUAGGUUUAAUUUAUGUGGGAAUCUGGUAUCGCCGCAGAGGGGAGAAAUACUUGGUAUUUCAACAGCAAAAUCCGGAAGAAGAUGAUUUCUGGGACAGUAUUCCUGGGAUGCCUGCUCGUUACAGCUUUAGUGAUCUUUAUAAAGCAACUAAAAACUUCUCCGUGAAGGUUGGCCAAGGAGGGUUUGGCUCAGUCUACCUAGGUGCGCUACCAGAUGGUACCCAGUUGGCUGUCAAAAAAUUAGAAGGCAUUGGACAGGGAAAGAAAGAGUUCAGAGCUGAAGUGAGUAUAAUUGGGAGUGUCCAUCAUGUCCAUCUGGUCAAGCUUAAAGGCUUCUGUGCUGAAGGGGCUCACCGGCUUCUUGUUUAUGAGUUCAUGGAGAAAGGAUCUCUUGAUAAAUGGAUCUUCAAGAAUGCUGAACAAAGUUCCUUUUUAGAGUGGAAUGCAAGAUACAACAUUGCAGUCGGUAUGGCAAAAGGUCUGGCUUAUCUCCACGAGGAGUGUGAGGUAAAAAUAGUACACUGUGACAUAAAACCUCAGAAUGUGCUUCUUGAUGAUAAUUUCACUGCCAAAGUUUCAGAUUUCGGUUUGGCAAAGCUAAUGAAUCACGAAGACAGCCUUGUUUAUACUACAGUGAGGGGUACUAGGGGGUAUCUUGCACCAGAAUGGAUCACCAACAAUCCUAUAUCAGAGAAGAGUGAUGUGUAUAGCUAUGGUGUAGUAUUGCUGGAGAUCAUCGGAGGAAGGAAGAACUAUGAUUCAACAGAAAUUUCGGAGAAAUCCCAUUUUCCUUCUUAUUCCUUCAAGAUGCUGGAAGAAGGAAGAUUGAGAGAAAUCAUUGAUCCAAAGCUGGACAUCAAUGCAAAUGACGUGAGGGUUGUCACUGCAAUCAAAGUUGCAUUAUGGUGCAUACAAGAAGAGAUGCAAUUGAGACCACCUAUGACUAAAGUUGUCCAAAUGCUUGAAGGUCUUUGUGAUGUGCCUGAUCCUCCAAUUUCUUCUCAAUCAGCUUCUCGCUCCAUGUCAACUUUCAUUAAAUGGAACAGCAAAGAAUGUUCCUCUUCAGGCCCUGUUGAUGACACAAGUGAUGCUUUUUUGUCAGAUGUUCGACUCUCAGGCCCUAGAUAACAUAACAGAAGCAAUUGUUAGAAGCAAGCUUUGAAAGAUGAGUUUUCUCAAAAUUCAUGUGGUCUGAUGCUUUUCCUUAUUUGUAUUUAUCUCUCCAUUUUUUUUUUCUUUUUCUGAUUUAACCUGCAUAUUGAAACUCAACUUCCUGAGUCACAAACCUUUUGGUUAGAUUGCAGAUCAAAUUCUGCAAUCCUCUUGUAUUUUCAGCAGAAGAAUGUUGAUGAGAAUAUUAUGCUGAUAUAGAAUACUAUUUUUCUGAUUAA
Messenger RNA from Manihot esculenta (cassava), 3475 nucleotides. RefSeq names its product G-type lectin S-receptor-like serine/threonine-protein kinase SD2-5. Gene Ontology annotation, biological process: protein phosphorylation. The record is from RefSeq and is a predicted model, not a curated record. Lineage: Eukaryota; Viridiplantae; Streptophyta; Magnoliopsida; Malpighiales; Euphorbiaceae. Gene Ontology annotation, molecular function: ATP binding; protein serine/threonine kinase activity. The transcript has 2 exons. The coding region runs from base 774 to 3212 and encodes 812 amino acids.